Macrobrachium nipponense is the source of this 2306-nucleotide messenger RNA. RefSeq names its product pro-resilin-like. The transcript is spliced from 3 exons. Bases 26 to 409 code for a protein of 127 amino acids. The record is from RefSeq and is a predicted model, not a curated record. Gene Ontology annotation, cellular component: extracellular matrix. NCBI's taxonomy places the organism in Eukaryota, Metazoa, Arthropoda, Malacostraca, Decapoda, Palaemonidae.
UAUCUUUCACUGUAGCAGCGAAGACAUGGCGGCAUUCCUCAAGGUUAUCAUCGUGGUCACUGUGGUGCUCACCUCUGCAACGGCUCUACCUCAAUACGAUGCAGCAAAUCAGAAUCUAAUUCCACCAUCGAAUUCCUACAGUGCACCUGAUGAAGCGGGUGGCCCUGCUUCUUACUCCUUCUCCUACGAAAGCUCGGACCCAGCCACGAACAACUACUACGGUCACGCUGAACAGAGGGAAGGACCCAACUCCUCAGGGGAGUACCGCGUCCUUCUACCUGACGGAAGGACCCAGAUCGUCAAGUACACCGUGGAAGGAGACGUAGGAUACAUCGCCAAAAUCAGCUACGAACGCCCGGCAGGAGGAGCUAAUCUGGCAGUUGCGAACACUGGAGAUGGAUACCAGUAAUCUGCAGAACAAGAGUGCAUAAUUUUAAGCAGAUUUCAGCCAACCCUGUGGCAUAAUUUUGUCUACCAAUUGUGAGUUUUAAUUAUAUUUUUAGGCGCCUAUCUUCCUUGCUUCGAAGGCGAGUUAUGUAUGAAGCCUAGACAUAAGCUGAAUUGCUGCACUAGUUCUAAUUAUCUUGAAAAUAACGAAUCUCGAUGUUCGGCUUCAGGAUGGUAUUGCCUGUACCGAGAGCGAUCAUGUCCAAAAACACAUCCGUGGGCAUUGCUUAGCAACCUUGAGAAUGGCACAGACAGUGCUGCUAUGUCCUUCAAAAUGGCUUUGGAUAUUCUGCUUUAUUUGGUUCCUGAAAGGUAUUCAUCUUCACGAAGGUGAUUAUCUGCAGGUUGCUGAAGUGGAUUGCCAGAUGCUGCCAGAUAGACUGGGGAUAGAAUAAUUUUUGUUCAACGUCUUGAAAUCGUCAUCAACGGGUAACCUCAUUUUAAAGGUUAUCGGUAUCUGUAGUAUCUUUUCAAUUUGGUGAUUGAGAAAUAUGAAAAAUAUUUACUACAUUUACAUUGGUUGUUUAUUGUUCUUACGGCUGUAAGUAGUUGCGUUUUCAAGUGACAGUAGCUUAGUGAAUACUUUUAAUUUUUGCAAAUGUUAGUCUCGUUUGGUUAAGCGUGGAUGUCCUCACAAGACCUUUUAUCCUUUGGUGAAUGUAUAGAUGGAUUUACACGUCAGCGUAAAAAUAUGCCCUUUAAAGUAUGCCAUUCCGUUUUACCUACAGCAUUCUACUGAAACCAUUACUGACUUUUUUAUCUAUUUCCGCAAUUAUUUAGUUUUGGUUUCUGUCUUCUCUCGUUAUUGGAUCUAUAUUAUUGUUGUCUUCCUAGAAUCUACAAAUAUCUGUUCUGAAUUAUUUGUUACUAAUUUCUCGUUGGUAUUCGCAGAUCGUGUAUAACUUCAGUAUUUUCAGUCUUAUUCAAAUCUAGUUGGAUCAUAUCAAAAUGUGUUCAUGCCUUCUGACAACUUGAGAUUAAUGCUUUAACCUUCCUAAGGAUUUUUUUUUACUCUAAACUUUGUUUCCUGUACUCAGGACCCAACUUCAUUCUUUAAUAGUUCAACUUCACUUUAAUCGAAUGACUAACAAUGGCCCUCAUCAUUUUAUCACUUCUUGGGCACAACACAUUCAUCGUCUACUGACCCCUACGCUCUUAGUUCCAUCUGCUUUUCAUUGCAUGCUAGGUUACCUCUCUUCAGUAUAUUAAAUCUCUUCAUCUGAUUGUUGACUUUAAUCAUUUCUGAUGUAGCUAUGCAAGGCUCUCUAACUCCAAUACUAUAUAGUUCUUCCAACCUCUUUUGUAUACGAAAUGGAAUCCAGUUAAAGAAGUAACCUUUGGGAUUACGACGGGUGGAUAUCUACUCAAUAUUCCUUUAAGGAGAGUUCAAGCAGUGAUGUUCUGUCCCGUCCCUAGUUUGUCUUUCCUAUAACGCGUACUUUCCGCUUCAAUAGCUGUAACAACAGCGUUGUUUUUACUUUCUGUCAACAAAAUACCGAUUGAUUUAUAUAUAUAUAUCAGUUUCAAAAGCUUCUUCUUCUUUUUCCCUAUAUCAGUUUCUAAAACCUUUUUCUGCAACUGAUCAUUGUUUUCAUUUUCGUUAUCUGUAUAAAUUUUCAUAUAUUAUUACUUACAUUCGUUCUUAAUUUCUUGAUUCCUUUAGUUUCCUGUUUUAUCGUACUGCUUAUCGAUACUUUGAUCAAUGUUGACAACUCAGUUUGUACUCGUUCCCUGACCACAUUAUUGUUCCUUUGUAUUAUUAAUGAUAUAAAGGUCACAGAGGCCACUAAUCUUAAGCAGACGUGUUUGUUAUGAAAUCUUGUUCCUCUGAAAUAAACUUGUUAAUGUUUUUUUUUUUU